Molecule: messenger RNA, 6408 nt
Organism: Neoarius graeffei (lesser salmon catfish)
Lineage: Eukaryota; Metazoa; Chordata; Actinopteri; Siluriformes; Ariidae
Gene: sema6cb
Product: sema domain, transmembrane domain (TM), and cytoplasmic domain, (semaphorin) 6E
Exons: 23
Coding region: 838-4011 (1057 amino acids)
Biological process (GO): neural crest cell migration; negative regulation of axon extension involved in axon guidance; positive regulation of cell migration
Molecular function (GO): semaphorin receptor binding; chemorepellent activity
Source: RefSeq, a predicted model, not a curated record
GUCGGUCGAGCGCAGUCAGGUUGUGCUUUGUCGGUGUGAGUGAGAGAGAACACUAACGUUGUCUGAACUAAAGAAAAAAAAUAUACAUAAACCGUGUGGGAAAACUAACAAAUCACAUCUUCCUGCUUUCUUUUCUUCUUUUAAUUCCGUGCGUGUCUUGCGGACAGGCUUCUUCUGUGCACGGAGUCAGCUUUCAGCUUGAACUCAGCAGGAAAAUCGAAGGCAGUGUUUGCAUGCAGAAUGGACCGGUUUCCUUGAGCUCGGGUGUUGUUCCAGUGCUGCGCGACACAAAGCCAGUGUUUCUCUGAGCACUGCAAUUUAAAGUCCUGCACAGAGGAGCAGCAGUGUGGCUCUCUUCAGCACAUCAGCCUGUUAGAGGAAACGGAGGUGAUGAAGUUGCAGCGGUGAGGGGACAGGAUGCCAGCUGGCACUGCUGUGUGGAUGAAGGGGAUCGUUUUGAUCAUACUGGCAGUCGUGCAUAGAAAAAGAUAUAUACUGAGGAAUAUCACGACUUCCUGGAGGGAUCCAGUGUUUUAUCUGACGCAGUCCUCAUGUGCCUGACACCCUGCAGUAUCAUUGGUUGAGCACUGAGGGUCCUGGCUAACCACCAUUGAAGCUCCUCCCUGUCUUUGGGGUUGUUGCACCUCAUCCCUUGCCCCCGCUACCCCAUCUCUGAAUCAUCAUCUCCAUCUUCAGUGCAGACGUUCCUUUGCUGAGAUCAUAGAGAGACAAACACCUCAUCUCUCGGCUGGAUUUUGCUGCCACCCAGGCAUCGACAGUGGAAGGAAGUCCACUUAGGGUCAUGCUGUGGGUCUGAGCGCUGUAGUUGGUGCUGAAAUGCGGUUGGUUUUGGGGUUGCGGCCCCUCCUGGCCCUGACCCUUAGCCUCACUGGCCUGUUAAUGCUGUCCGAUGUUGCCACGCCCUUUCCCCAGGAUCUGGAGCCAAUCAGCAUAGUCGGGAGUGAGUACUCCUACCUGUACCCUGGUUUCCAGGGUAACAUGUCAGAUAAUGACACGGCGAGGCUUGGUCUGGACUUCCAGAGAAUGUUGCGCAUAAACCACAUGCUAUACAUCGCUGCCAGGGAUCACGUGUUUGUCGUCAAUCUUAGUGCUUCGACUGAGCAAAUCUUCCCUCAGCAGAAACUGACGUGGAAGACAAAGGAUGUAGAGAAAUGCACAGUGAGGGGCAAGAACAGCGACGAGUGCUACAAUUAUAUCAAAGUGCUGGUGCCUCGUAAUGAUGAAACACUGUUUGCAUGUGGGACCAACGCGUUCAACCCCACCUGUCGUAACUACAAGAUGGCCACUCUGGAGCAGGUUGGAGAGGAGGUGGUUGGUCAGGCGAGGUGCCCUUUUGAAUCGCGCCAAUCCAACGUUGGCCUGUUCGCUGGUGGUGAUUUUUACUCUGCAACAAUGACAGACUUUUUAGCUAGUGAUGCCGUGAUCUACCGAAGUUUGGGGGAAAGUAGUCCAGUCCUGCGAACCGUGAAGUACGACUCGAAAUGGCUGCGAGAGCCUCAUUUUCUUCAUGCCAUCGAGUAUGGGAACUACGUGUACUUCUUCUUCAGUGAGAUUGCAGUGGAGUACACUACUCUUGGCAAGGUGGUGUUUUCCAGAGUGGGUCGAGUGUGUAAGAAUGAUAAUGGAGGUUCUCCAAGGGUUCUAGAGCGGUACUGGACGUCGUUCCUGAAAGCUCGGCUGAACUGUUCUGUUCCGGGUGAUUCGUUCUUCUACUUUGAUGUUCUGCAAUCCUUAACAAAUGUGAUGCAGAUUAACCACAGACCUGCUGUGCUGGGAGUUUUCACCACACAGGCCAACAGUAUCACUGGCUCUGCCGUCUGUGCCUUCUACAUGGAUGACAUCGAGCGAGUGUUUAAUGGCAAGUUUAAAGAACAGAAGACCAGCGAGUCGGCCUGGACCCCCGUACCUGAUGAGCAAGUGCCCAAACCCAGGCCAGGUUCCUGUGCAGGAGAUGGUUCUGCAGCAGUGUACAAAUCCUCCACUUCUUUCCCUGAUGAGACUCUCACUUUCAUCAAGUCCUAUCCACUCAUGGAUGAGGCUGUACCAUCAGUGAACGGGCGUCCAUGCUUCAUGAGAACUACAAGCAGAUUUAAAUUGACCCAGAUAGCCGUGGACACGGCCGCUGGGCCUUACAAGAACCACACGGUCCUGUUCCUGGGCUCGGAAAAUGGGCACGUUCAGAAGAUCCUUGCUAGCAUGCACCCGAACUCCACCUACAGCAGCCAACUCCUGGAGGACAUCGAUGUGUACAACCCAAACAAAUGCAAUGUACGUGGGGAAGACCGGAGGAUUCUGGGACUGGAGCUGGAUAAAGACCAUCACUCCCUGUUUGUGGCCUUCUCUAGCUGUGUGGUACGUGUGCCUCUGAGCCGGUGUGCUGACUACGGAACCUGCAAGACGAGCUGUUUGUCCUCACGUGACCCUUACUGUAUCUGGCUGAAGACGGGGAGUUGUGCCACUGUGGCGCCAGGACUAAAAUCAGGAUUUGAGCAGGAUGUUGAGAAUGGCUACUCGCAGUAUCCUGAAAGCUGUCAUGAUGUCUUGGCAACCACACGAAAGCAGAACCCUGCACUGGAUUCAGCAUAUGGAAAGACCUCACCCACAAGCGCCAGCCCAACCAUUCAGGGACCAGCUCUGCCUAAAGGGCCAAGUGUCUCUGAGAAAGGUACCCACCCUGCGGAGGGGGAGCGGGGAGGGCGGGGCUCCCCUGGCUUGGAGCCAAUCAGUGUGGAGAUGGAGGGAGUCCGUCGUCCUCCUGAAGCUGACAAGUCCAACCACAGUGUUCAUUACACUCUGCUAAUAGCUUGUGUGCUUGUGGCGUUCGUCUUGGGGGCCUUCCUCUCUGGCUUCCUCGUCUCCUGUUACUGCAACUACAAUGUAAAUAAAACUAAGAGACUGGCCAAGGACCCAGAGGCUCCCAUCCCUCAUGCUCUAUCGCUGCGUAGUCUAGCCAAGCUGAAUGGCCUUCUGGAAAACCAGGGCAAGGACGAGAAGCUGGAGGUAUCGUCUCCAAAGCUCUAUAACUCCUUCUUCCAAAAUGGGAAGGAUCAUUCAGGGCGAAGACAUGGCCACCAUGGUGUCAUGGCAGAUCUGAUCCAUCCUCAUCAUCACCACUCCUCAGAGCUGUCUGGCCUUCCCACACCUGAUUCAACGCCAGAACUGCCAAUCAAGAGCAUGAAGGCCUUCAAGAACCAAUGGGAGAAGAAUCAGAACUGUAACAAUGCCAAAGAGCCCAAGUCACACAAUGUGGCUGGGUCCAGGCCCAGCUCUGGAAUUCCUCAGCAGGUCUUUCCAUUCACCCAUGGUCUGGCUAGCCGACAAUCUCUGGGUGGGGGUGUACACCUGGAAGAGCGCAAGAUACACAACGCAGAGCGCAUCCCAAGUCAGCCACAGCACUGCUACCCGCACAAGAUAGUGGAUGUGACCUCGCUCGAUGAGCUCCUCAAGCACAUCCAUGAGAUUAAUGUUGCGACUGGGAAGAGCCCCACUGUGCUUACCUCAUCCAUGUCAGCUAACUCGGGCCAGAUGGCAUUUGCCAACCGCAUGCAGCCACAAAUCCCUGAAACAGAGUCAGCUCCCUACUACAGUUCCUCCACACUGCCCAGAGACAGCCUGACACGUCGCAUGGAUGUGCCACCAGACAUGCCUUCUCAGCACCAGUCCACACUAGAGCGGGUUUCGCGCCAUGCCUCCCAGCGUCACUCUCUCAUGUCAUCCGGAGGAGCUGUUUGCCGAGAGCCAAGCUUUAGCCGUCGCUCGCACCAUCCUCCACUUCUCGCCCGGGUCAACUCCACCGGCGGCUGCGAUGCACGUCACCCACUCAUACCCAAUGGCUACCUGACGCGCCAGCACAGCUACAGUGAGCAGCCCGAGCUCCAGCGUGGAGCUGUGGUCCGUCGCGCAGCCUCAUUGAAACCCGAUGUCCCUCCCAAACCACUCUUCAUACCUGCCACCUCACCUGUAAAUCAGGCUGGGAAGUUCAACUACUGAGCUCCCAUGGACUUCUCAGUUGCACUCCAGAGUGUGUAGACUAACAAAUCUACACUUGUUCAUAGAGCAAGACUAGACUCCAGUCUCGGUUGCUUAUUUCUGUCUAUGGGCAGCUUUCGAGUUAAUGCUGCACCACCACUGAGAAUUGGAUUCGGUCAAGAGGAAAAAAACAAAAAACUGCAGCAGGACUGAUGAUGGCUGCCAGCGUUGUCAACUUCACAUUUGAACUUGACUCUUUUUCUUUCUUUGUGCCUCAUGAAUAUUUGUACCAUAUUGGUAUUGCUCAGCUAUUUGCUUAUAGAAGGUGAGGAUGUAGAAGAGAAUGGAACAGUUGCCCAUCUUGUUCUAGGCUGCCACUGUGUUGAGUAUUGCUUUUCAGUGUUCUCCUGAAUUCUUGGUUAUGGUAUUACUAAUGUUAAGGCUGAGACUAACCUAGGCUUGAGCCUUAUCCUGAUUCUGAGCUCUCCUGCAUUGAACUAUUUUGUUGAUGUAGACUCGAUGGACUGUAUCAAUCCCACUUCUAAACGUGUAUAUAUAUGCAUGUGUGUGUGUAUAUAUAUGUGUUUAUAUUUACACAGUAUAUGUAUGCAUAUACCUAAACAGUAUAUGUAUUCUGAUAAAAUGGAUGAUCACCUCUGAACGUAGCUCUUUGCCUUAUUUUGACAGGUAAACUUGCAGUUGAAAUGCCCUUCCAUUAUGAUUUCGCCCUACAAAUAUGACGACAUCUGGUAGAACACACGAGCAAUAAAAUAUUCAGCUGUAUUACCAUAAUUUUUGCUACAGCACUGCCCACCUUUAGAGUGUCCUCAUCAAAAUAUAUAUUAAAAAAAAAAAAGGUUAGUAUUCAUUCUCUUGCUAGGCCUGUUUACAAAUGGGAUGAGUUGGUCCUUAAUUCAGUGUUAUGAAUAUAGAUGUAUGUAAGAGGAAUAUAAUCAGAUGUGCAUCAGGCUUAUGAGUUUAUCCAAAGCACUGUCUUUUAAGCUCUCCUAACACAUGAACACUAUGGUCCAGUUUCUUUGAUGCAGUUUAAGCCACAUUGCAGAUGAUUAUCAGUGUAAAUUUCCUUCUCAAAGACUGGGCUUAAACUGUGAAAACUGACUCCUCAUGCCAGAAUGCAAACUUAACACUAUAUCUGAACUUCUCCUGUUUUCAUCAUGUUCAAAUGUGUUUUAUCAUUAUUAACUCUGUAGCUGUUUGGUGUAAAUAUAAGAACAAUAACUAGCCAAAUUCUGUUUGUGUAAAUUUGUGCCUUAUUUAAUAUAGUAUGUGCAACAGGGGAUGUGUGGGGGAAUGCAACGGGGAGAAGACAGAGAUGCUACCAUUAUCGUUUAAUUUGCAAUUUUUAAAAAGAAAAGAACUUUGAUGUCCAUGUGUGUCCUACAUAUAUAUAUGAAAAUAUAGAAUAUUGUAGAUUUAUAUUUCUAUUUAGACAUUUUUAAUAUUCCCUUACUGUGUGAAGCUAUUACUUUUGGCUCUACAGCUCCCUGGUUUUAUAGUUCUUCACCAGUUUGUUUGUCAUUUAGUUGUGUGUGCAUGUAAAGCAAUGCAUUGCACAAGAAAAAAAAAUAAUUGCAGGAAAGGUUGAUGUGAAGAUUUCAGAUUUAGUUUAAUCCAAAGGAGCAAAUUCUCUUUUAAUGAUCAUUGGAUUUAGCCAAAAUGAAAGUGUGUCCAAAAAAGUGAACUUUUCCAAAACUUAAUGCUCAAAACGAUAAAAGCAGCCGUUUGGGCUCUUACUGUGUGUGUGUGUGUGUGUGUGUGUGUGUGUGUGUUGGCUAGUGUUCAAACAUAUUUCUGUCUCAACUUUGCUCCACUGUUACACUGGCACACUGAACAAUUUUAUAUGGUUACCAACUUGAGGACGUUUUUCCCAAUCAAAAUGUCCCAGAGAACUCUUGAUGCUGGUCUGAAAUCAUUUUCCUAUGAACACUUGAAUUGAUUUCUGAAGCCAGUUGCCGCGGUAAAACAUACCACAGUAUGUUCCAUGUUACACCAAAUGCAAUGCCAUGUUUUAUAACCAGCUGAUGUAUAAUAUGCAACAUACAUACAAUAGCAGGAAAUGGUUACACAAAGACCUGUUAAGCAGUGGCUGUUUAUUGAAAUGGAGUUUGUCGUUUCAGUAACGUCUCUGAGUGAAUGGGAUAGGCCAUCUACUUGUAGUCAGAAUCAUUUUCUUGAAUUGCCAUUAUGAUUAUGAAGCAAAGGGAAUGAAUGAUGUGUCUGCUUUGUUUGCUUCAACCGUUGAGGGUUUUGUUAUUGCACAGUGUAAAUAAAGAGGAUGGACAGAUCCUGAAUGCAGAACUCUGUUCUUAUUACUGCAACAGGAAACGUUCCUCUGCCUCUUCUUUUAUUGAAGACCAUUGUAUUUUACUUAUAAUAGAAAUAAAUCUGAAGACCUGA